This is a messenger RNA of Platichthys flesus (European flounder), 2401 nucleotides long. It is a transcript of the gene pdk2a, whose product is annotated as pyruvate dehydrogenase kinase 2a. Gene Ontology annotation, biological process: protein phosphorylation; regulation of glucose metabolic process. The record is from RefSeq and is a predicted model, not a curated record. The transcript is spliced from 11 exons. Lineage: Eukaryota; Metazoa; Chordata; Actinopteri; Pleuronectiformes; Pleuronectidae. Gene Ontology annotation, molecular function: pyruvate dehydrogenase (acetyl-transferring) kinase activity. Gene Ontology annotation, cellular component: mitochondrion. The coding region runs from base 100 to 1329 and encodes 409 amino acids.
AAGGCGCGUGCCCGUCUCCGGUCAGCUGGAGCAGUCAGUCGGUGGAACCGGGACGAGCGCGAACCAGUCCCCCCAGUGUCCCCAUCUUCCUCAGCCACGAUGAAGCUGGUGCGGUUCAUCAUGAAGAACGCGGCUCUGGCCAGUGUCCCCAAACACAUCGAGCACUUCUCCAAGUUCUCCCCCUCCCCGCUCUCCAUGAAGCAGUUCCUCGACUUCGGUUCAAUCAACGCCUGUGAGAAGACGUCCUUCGUCUUCCUGAGACAGGAGCUUCCUGUGCGACUCUCCAACAUCAUGAAGGAAAUCAACCUCCUGCCCGACAAACUUCUCACAACCUCGUCGGUGCAGACGGUUCAGAGCUGGUACAUCCAGAGCUUAAUGGAGAUCCUUGACUUCCUUGACAAGAAUCCUGACGACCACAAAGUCCUGGGAGAGUUUGUGGACGCCUUGGUGACCAUCAGGAACCGGCACAACGACGUGGUGCCCACCAUGGCCCAGGGCAUCAUCGAGUACAAAGAGGCCUUCUCCCAGGACCCGGUGACCAAUCAGAACAUCCAGUACUUCCUGGACCGCUUCUACAUGAGCCGCAUCUCCAUCCGCAUGCUCAUCAACCAGCACACUCUUAUCUUCGACGGCACCACCAACCCGGUGCACCCCAACACCAUCGGCAGCAUCGACCCCCUCUGCCGGGUCGAGGACGUCGUCCAGGACGCCUUCCACAGCGCCAAGAUGCUGUGUGACCAGUACUAUCUCUGCUCCCCCGAUCUGAUACUGCAGGAGAUGAACAAUAAGAAGAAGAACCACUCGAUCAACAUCGUGUACGUGCCCUCUCACCUCUAUCACAUGCUGUUUGAGCUCUUCAAGAACGCUAUGAGAGCCACGAUCGAGACCCACGAGAGCAGCAACAACCUCCCGCCCAUUCAGGUCAUGGUGUCUCUGGGAGGAGAGGACAUGUCAAUCAAGGUGAGUGACAAGGGGGGCGGAGUCCCAUUUCGUAGGAUCGAGAACCUCUUCAGCUACAUGUACUCCACCGCUCCCGCUCCACAGAUAGGAGAGUACACGCGGCCUCCACUGGCUGGCUUCGGCUACGGCCUGCCCAUCUCUCGACUCUACGCCAAGUACUUCCAGGGGGACCUGCAGCUCUACUCCAUGGAGGGCCACGGCACAGACGCUGUCAUCUACCUGAAGGCGCUGUCCACAGACUCCAUCGAGAGGCUGCCUGUGUACAACAAAACCGCUCUGAAGAACUACAAGGUGAGCCAGGAGGCGGACGACUGGUGCAUCCCCAGCAAGGAGCCCCUGGACCUGAGCAACUACAAAGUGGCCAAGUGAAAGUGUCCCGCUGCUGCAAGAGAGUCUCCACAGUCUCAUGUCAUCGCUCUGCUGAGCCAGGAGGGGGCGCUCUGGUUUUUUAGCCUGUAGCUCGUUCUCGUUGUUUUCAGUCUGUGUCGUUCUGCUGCUUCUUCAUGAGAAAAUAGACAAAUAGGAAACAGAUACUAACACUCGUCACCACUGAGACUUUGGAGGUGCAGCUCCGAUGUUGUUUUUAUGCAUCAGCAGUGUUUGUGUGUGUGUGUUUUGUGUGUGUGUGUUUGUGGCAGUGGCAGCACCCAGCAUGCAAUGGGAGUAAAGAACGGUGUGACUUCCUGUCUUCUUCACGUCACCGAGGCCUUAGAGUAGCAAACUCACCCAAAGGCUCCUUCAUCGGAACAACUUGAACUAUUGAAACGAAUCCCUCUUGUUGCACGUUGGUGAGAUUCCAGUACUGUGAUACUGGGAAGUGUAGAUCUGAACAAAAUGAGCUUUAGUGAUUCCCAUGAUUUUCUUCCCUCUUGAGUCCAGAGCUCAUUCUUUCAGUUUGAGAACAGGACUUAUUGAUUUCACGUUUAGAUUCUCUAACUCUAAAUAAGAGGACAGAAGAAACCCAGAGAUUUUUGUGUGGACGUUUGUUCGCCCUUGUGAUUUUUUCAUUUCUUUAAAACCAUUGAAACCAGUGUUCCCACUAAGAGAUAAGAUACAGAGUUAUCUUAGUAUCUGUUCUUUUCUUUUUCUCCCGGACCAGGAUGAAUGUAAUUAGUCUUCCGUGCAUUAAUUAGUAUUAAUUAUUAUAUAAUAGCAGCUGCAGCAGUGAAGGGCCCAGGUUCUCUCUGCGUCUGAGCUGAUUCCACUUCAGGCUGUUGAACCACAGGAGGUUGGAGUCGGAUGGAGACAAGUCCGUCUCUGAGGGUUUGAGACACUGGGCCGUACGAGGACAAGGUGCUGUGGGUCCACAUGUGUUUUCCUUUUGUAUUAUAUUUAUCUUAAUCAUACAGUAUGUGAAAGGUUAUUUUUAUAGCUGCACAUUUGUGACUGAAACGAUUGUAAAUACUGUAAAUACAAACAAUAAAAAAAGUUCAGAACAACA